Molecule: messenger RNA, 477 nt
Organism: Rotaria sp. Silwood2
Lineage: Eukaryota; Metazoa; Rotifera; Eurotatoria; Philodinida; Philodinidae
Source: the annotation of a GenBank genome assembly
AUGAGCACUGCAAAUAUUGAUUCGUCUUCUUCUCUUGAAAAUAAUAAUAAUACACAAGAACAAUGUACUCCUAUGGCAAAAUAUACUGAAGUUGGUCAAAAUGGUGAAGUUCUUUAUCAAUCAGAUUCUAUACCUGUUGAAGUAGCAGCAACUUAUUUACAAUCAAGAGAUACAGUUGCACAAAGAAAUGCUGCAAUGACUGGUGAGAAAACCAGUGAUCAAUAUAGAACAUUUGAUAUUCCAGCAAAAUUUGAUAAUCCAGAUUGGUGGCAAGGCUAUAGCAAGAAAGAACCAAAUCCACUCUAUCGUACAACAGCACAAGAUUAUGGUGCUGAAAAACCUAAUAUUCAUACGAUGCCAACUGUUUAUCGAACACAAUCAAGUGCCUUUACAGGGCAUCUGGGUAAAUGUGGUAUUUAUCGUUAUCAAGGUCUUAAUACGGCUGUAGACAAAGGACGAUAUAUAGACAAAUAUUAA